This is a messenger RNA of Plasmopara halstedii, 192 nucleotides long. RefSeq lists its product as uncharacterized. The coding region runs from base 1 to 192 and encodes 63 amino acids. The record is from RefSeq and is a predicted model, not a curated record. Lineage: Eukaryota; Oomycota; Peronosporomycetes; Peronosporales; Peronosporaceae. The transcript is spliced from 2 exons.
AUGGGUAGCACGCCAUUUGGUGCUGCUGGCUUAGCGUUACCGUCGAGCCACGACAAGGUGCUCAAAGGAUUCACGAAGCCCCAGAUCGUGUUUUCAAUGAUUGACAUACUUGGGCUGUGCCCUUCUCCUCUAUCAGAGCUUUUGCUCACGCAAUUGCUGGGUACCCAACACGAGGUCAAGAUGGUUCAAUAA